AAAAAUAAUUGUCAACAAAUGCCAUAAGUCAUUGCGAAAAUUGGUCGUUUGAUUCACAUUCUUUGAAAAUAAUUGAUAUGUAGGUUGUGGCCGUAAUAAUAUAGCAUUAAAUUUUCAGCGAAUUAAAGACUAAUGAUAUCAGUAAUUUAGUUAAAAUGUCUACCCCGCCGCCCCAGCAGCCUCAGGCACGGCGAUCCGCUGGAGACAGUAAGAAGAAUACCCCACCCGCCCCACCGGCAUCAAACAUAGUCACUAGAAAUGGUGCCCGCAAAGCGAAAAUUCAGACACGAGCUAUGUCGUCAGGAGCUAAACCUUCGGCGUCAGUGGCCUCGGUGAAGCGGAGAGCACAGCAGAAGAAGAAGCACUGUGUCGAUACCAUGCUCCGGGACCAUUAUCAAAUUGCAAUGGAUUCCAAGACCAAAGUGAAGGGGCCUACUGGGUUCGUGACGGAGCCCCGCAUGGCGGAGCACCGCUGCCUCUGGGACGACAACUAUCCGGAGUGCCCAGAGAGAUUGACUAGUGUCAUUAAUAGAUGCCAAGAAUUGAACCUGAUAGGGCAGUGCAAGCAGUUCGAGCCCCGGCCGGCGACGAAGGAAGAACUGAACACCAUGCACUCGCCGUCGGUCUUCGAGCUACUUGAGACCACCCACCGGAACCAGGACUUGCAGUAUUUGGAGGAGGUCUCUUCGAGAUACGACGCCGUUUAUAUACACCCGAGCACCCACGAGUUGGCCCUUUUAUCUGCCGGCUCAACCAUCGACAUGGUUGACCGUAUAGUGACCGGUGAAAUCCAAAAUGGCGCCGCGUUCGUCCGGCCGCCCGGGCACCACGCCAUGCGCGCUGAGCCGUGUGGAUACUGCUUCUAUAAUAACGUAGCGUUGGCUGCUAAACAUGCGAUCGAGAAACGAGGUCUAAACAGGAUAUUAAUCGUAGAUUGGGAUGUGCAUCACGGGCAAGCCACGCAGCAGAUGUUCUACGACGAUCCAAGGGUGGUAUAUUUCUCGAUCCACCGCUACCAGCACGGCGCCUUCUGGCCGAGCCUCCGGCAGUCCGACUACCAGUACACGGGCUGCGCGCGCGGGGCCGGGCACACGUUCAACGUGCCGCUCAACAAGACCGGCAUGGCCGAUGCCGACUACAUCGCUAUAUGGACGCAGUUGCUGUUACCAAUGGCUCUUGAGUACCAACCCGAGCUGAUCAUUAUAUCCGCCGGAUACGACGCUGCGGUCGGCUGCCCCGAGUUCUCGCCACAACUGAUAGUCGUGUCGGCCGGGUACGACGCCGCGUUGGGCGAUGAAAAGGGCGAGAUGGAAGUGACCCCAGCAUGCUACGCGCACUUCCUCAACAUGUUGAUGUCCGUCUGUCCGUCCGUGUGUGUGGUGUUGGAGGGGGGGUACUGCCUGCCCUCGCUGGCAGAGGGCGCGGCGCUCACGCUCCGGACACUGUUGGGACAUUCCCCACCCGCGCUGGAGAAGACUGGAGAACCGAGUGAUGAAAUACGGGACACGAUCCUAAACUGUAUAUACGCACACAAGCAACACUGGCGUUGCUACAACUACCAACACACGUACAGCACCGACGGCGUGCCCAACGUGUGCGACAGAGCGAAACAGAAGCAUACCGUCUCCGUCAGGUGGGAGGGAGACGAAACUAGGCCCGAGCGGUUUUUAACUAGGGACUGCUAUCCGGUGCAAGAUAAUGAGACGAAGAGGAAGAUUAUGGAGCGGCUGAAUCAUUUGAGACUAGUUACCGAUCUAACGAUACCUCAACACGCAGUACACUACAUUUUCGAUCAAGCAAUGUUAAAACACAAAAAUAUAUGCGAACCUGGCCACGUGGAAUGUCCGGAGCGUAUACAGAGGAUACAUGAAAGGCAUAGAGACUUCGGUCUGUUAGAGCGAGUGCACCAACUGACCGCUAGGACGGCUACAGAUGAAGAAAUAUUAGCUGUGCAUACUGUCAAACAUCUUAACAGAUUAAAAGAGUUGGCGUCAACGAAGCUGCGGGAUUUGAACAAUCAGAAAGAACAGUUCGACUCCGUGUACUUCCACCCCGACUCGCUAGAGAGCGCUGCUGUCGCCACUGGCUGUGUUUUACAGAUGGUAGACACAGUUCUCCCCGGCGGCGGGGCCGGCGUGUGCGUGGUGCGCCCGCCCGGCCACCACGCCGACGACGACAUCCCCAGCGGCUUCUGUCUCCUGAACAACGUGGCUGCGGCCGCCAGGCACGCCGUGGACAACCAUGGGCUCAAACGGGUGAUGAUUCUAGACUGGGAUGUGCACCAUGGCAAUGGGACGCAGAGGAUUACUUACGGAGAUAACAAGAUCCUAUACAUGUCCAUCCACCGGUACGACCACGGCUCGUUCUUCCCGCACUCGAAGGACGCGGACCACACCGCGGUGGGCGAGGGACGAGGGGAGGGCUUCAACGUCAAUGUCCCCUGGAACAAGCGCGGCAUGGGCGACACAGAGUACAUGGCGGCGUUCACGCAAAUCGUCCUUCCGAUAGCGUACGAGUACAACCCCUCGCUCGUGCUCGUGUCCGCCGGCUUCGACGCCUGCGUCGGCGACCCGCUCGGAGGUUGCAAAGUGUCCCCCGAAUGCUACGGGCGCAUGACGCAACUGCUGCGCGGGCUAGCGGGCGGCCGCGUCGUGCUCUGCCUCGAGGGCGGGUACAACAUCACCAGCAUCUCGCACGCCAUGACGCAGUGCACCAAGGCGCUGCUCGGAGACCCUCUCUGCCACCACUACGAUAACACACCCACCAACCCGUCAGCCAUCGACACUAUCAAUGACGUCAUCACCACACACAAGAAGUACUGGAAGAGUUUGAAGUUCCAGCUAGCUUUACCGGCUGAAAACGUCCUAGAGGACCCUCUGCCUAGCCGCGGCUUAACUAUAACCGAGGAAGACAAAUCUGAGACGAGCUUUGAUUCUAGCAAAGAUGACACUAUUGAGGCGCUCGCUUCUUUAACUAUAAAGUCGGAUACUUCGAUAAAAUCUCCAGAUGUCUCGGUGAAGUGUUCCGAUGGCAUCCAUUGUGGCACCGACGACGAGGACCCGGAGCAUUCAAAGAAUACUUCAUCUAAGACUAGUAUUCCGGAACCUCAAGCGGGCUCAUCUAAAAGUGAACCGCCCAAGCAAACGUUAGUGGACUAUUUAGCGGAGAACAUGCAAGCUAUAGCGGACGGUGAGAUGUUUGCAGUGAUACCUCUCCCGUGGUGCCCACAUAUAGACGGUCUGAGUGAGUUGCCGGCAGAUGUGAAGUUCGAACAUGGACUGAAGUGCAGUGAGUGUGAUGAGACGAGCGAGGUGUGGGUGUGCCUGCAUUGUUACAUAAGAGCGUGCGGCCGCAGCGUCAACGCGCACAUGGAGUCGCAUUACGCGUCCUCCUCGCACCCGCUAGUGCUGUCCCUCUCCGACCUCUCCGUGUGGUGCUACGAGUGCGACGCGUACGUCGACAAUCCCCGUCUCUUUCCCGCCAAGGACAACGCGCACUUCCACAAAUUCAAUGAACAUAUGCCUUAUUGUUAUAGAAGUGAUACGUUACAUAUGGAGUGAACGAUAUAUCUGAGAGACUACAUAUUAUAAGC
Molecule: messenger RNA, 3592 nt
Organism: Cydia amplana
Lineage: Eukaryota; Metazoa; Arthropoda; Insecta; Lepidoptera; Tortricidae
Gene: HDAC6
Product: histone deacetylase 6
Exons: 20
Coding region: 156-3560 (1134 amino acids)
Biological process (GO): negative regulation of transcription by RNA polymerase II
Cellular component (GO): histone deacetylase complex
Molecular function (GO): transcription factor binding; zinc ion binding; histone deacetylase activity
Source: RefSeq, a predicted model, not a curated record